AUGCCACUUAAUUCAACACUUACCGCUACCAUGCGAGCGGUGGCCUGGUUUGGGCAACCUUAUAACGUGUCCGUGAUCGAUAUGCCAGUUCCGCACAUCAUAAACCAGACAGAUGCCAUCAUCCGAAUCCCCACCUCCGCAAUCUGUGGGUCCGAUUUACAUUUUUACCAUGGCUAUUCGGGGUCUCCCAACGUGCCGUGGGGCCUGGGCCAUGAGGCGGUUGGAUACGUCUCGGAGGUUGGCAGUGCCGUGUCGUCUCUCCAGGUUGGAGACUAUGUUAUUAUCCCAGAUAACGCACAUGAUGGCCAUUACGGUCAAAACCAUCCGCUUUCUUUCGGUAGCGGCUCCCCUGACUAUGGUGGUCUGCAAGCCGAAUACGCUCGUGUCCCUUUCGCGGAUAUGAGCCUUAUCCCCAUUCCUUUUAACAAUCAGACUGGAAAUGCAACUAAGGAACUUGACUAUUUAAUGGUUUCGGACAUUUUCUCCACUGGCUGGCAGGCGCUGAGCUACAGUGGAUUCCAGCCAGGUGAUACCGUCGCCGUCUUCGGGGCAGGGCCGGUAGGCCUCAUGGCGGCGUACUCCGCUAUGCUUCGCGGUGCUAAGCGCGUCUACUCGGUUGACCAAGUCCCAAGUCGACUAGAACUGGCGUCAUCGAUAGGCGCUGUGCCCAUCAGCUUUAAUACUUCAGAUCCCGUUGCGCAGAUCCUUGCUCUUGAACCGAAUGGAGUCACCCGGGCUUUGGAUUGCGUUGGCUUCGAGUCGGUAAAUGCAACGGGUCAACGCGUUGAUGGAUUAGUCCCCCGCGACCUGAUUGCAGUCGUCGCCCAGCAAGGAGGCAUUGCCAUCGCUGGCGUUUACACUGGUGGACAGAAUAGCACCCGGGGAGCUCCGUUUGCCGACCAGAUUCCUGCCCAGGUUCCUAUAUCCAUCGCAUCCUUGUGGAGGAAAGCCCUGACCGUUGGAAGCGGUAUUGUUCUGCCACUAAACCAUGCGCAAGCGCUUAUUGACCUGAUCGCCGCCGGUCGAGCUACUCCUAGCUUUGUGGUGAGCUCGAUCAUUGAUAUCGAGCAGGUUCCCGAGUAUUACAGGCGUUAUAGUGAUCACUUGGAACACAAGGUUGUGAUCCGGUUUCCUUGA
Messenger RNA from Aspergillus fischeri NRRL 181, 1137 nucleotides. RefSeq names its product glutathione-independent formaldehyde dehydrogenase. NCBI's taxonomy places the organism in Eukaryota, Fungi, Ascomycota, Eurotiomycetes, Eurotiales, Aspergillaceae. The record is from RefSeq and is a predicted model, not a curated record. The transcript is spliced from 2 exons. Gene Ontology annotation, molecular function: zinc ion binding; oxidoreductase activity. Bases 1 to 1137 code for a protein of 378 amino acids.